AUGCCCUUUGGACACUUAUUCGGUGGUGGACUUGGCAUUGAAGAUACCUUCUUCGCUUCUAAGGACCAUGACCUCCACCGCAAAAGAAGAAAGCCAAUUGAACCCUACUUCUCCCGUAACGGUGUCUUGAAGCUUGAAGAGUUAAUCGGUGAGCGUGUCGAGAAGUUAUUCCACAGGUUCCAUGAACUCUCUGGCACUGGUGUUGUAGUUCGUCUUGACUAUGCUUUUGAGGCCUUUACUGGCGACGUCAUGCAACAUAUUUGCAUUGAGAAGCCCAAGUCGCUUCUUGCAACUGAUGACUUUGGUGAGAAAUGGUUUGAGAUGCUUCGAAACGUCUCAUUGAGCGUACCUCUCAUGGGCAUGUUGCCAUGGCUCGUCCAUAUUCUCCAGUUUAUCCUUGAGCGCUGUAUUAUUUGGUUCGCGCCAUCAACAGCUUAUUUUCAGAAUAUUCAAAUCCAAGCGGGUCGUCAGAUUGAGGAAGCCAAGCAGGAGAAAUUCGAAAAUGAUCGUAAAGGCGUAAAGUCUAUUGGCGGCAAGCCCACCCUCUUCCGCUACCUCAUUCACGAAAGUGACCUGGCGCCUCAGGAUCUGAGCACAGAAAGACUGCAAAAGGAGGCAAUGGUACUGCUUGGUGGCGGAACCACUACUACCGCUCGGACAGCUACAAUGACCUGCUUCUGGAUGCUCAGCAUGCCAGAAAAAGGUCAACGUCUCCGUGAGGAGCUCAAGCCCGUUAUGGCGGGAUAUCCCCAGAAGAAGCCAUCUCUUACGGAGCUUGAGAAGCUUCCUUACUUGGGAGCUGUCAUCAAAGAGAGUCUGAGAAUGGCAUAUGGGUCAAUGCGUCGACUCCCUCGCACUUCACCCGACACAGCUCUCCAAUUCAGAGAUUGGACGAUCCCGCCAGGCACACCUGUUGGAAUGAACGCCUACUAUCUUCAUACUGAUCCAAUUGCUUUCCCUGAGCCUUUUGAGUAUAAACCUGAGCGAUGGCUCGACAAUGUUACGCCAGAAAUGAAUCGCAGCUUUGUUCCAUUCUCUCGAGGCUCCCGUCGAUGCCCUGGCUCUAGUUUGGCUCUUGCUGAUCUCCAUUUUGUGCUUGCGGCUUUAUUUGGCCCUUCUGGUCCCAAGUUCGAGCUAUUCAAUUCAGACAGAUCUGACGUGGAUGCGAUUCAUGACUAUUUGAUGCCUCUUCCUCGACUUGACUCAAAGGGAGUUCGAGUCACGGUCAAGUAG
This is a messenger RNA of Fusarium subglutinans, 1233 nucleotides long. Its product is annotated as cytochrome P450 monooxygenase monooxygenase. Bases 1 to 1233 code for a protein of 410 amino acids. The record is from RefSeq and is a predicted model, not a curated record. Lineage: Eukaryota; Fungi; Ascomycota; Sordariomycetes; Hypocreales; Nectriaceae. The transcript is spliced from 8 exons. Gene Ontology annotation, molecular function: oxidoreductase activity, acting on paired donors, with incorporation or reduction of molecular oxygen; monooxygenase activity; iron ion binding.